This is a messenger RNA of Penicillium soppii, 1269 nucleotides long. RefSeq lists its product as uncharacterized. Gene Ontology annotation, cellular component: actin cortical patch. The record is from RefSeq and is a predicted model, not a curated record. The coding region runs from base 1 to 1269 and encodes 422 amino acids. Gene Ontology annotation, molecular function: ubiquitin binding; phosphatidylinositol binding. NCBI's taxonomy places the organism in Eukaryota, Fungi, Ascomycota, Eurotiomycetes, Eurotiales, Aspergillaceae. The transcript is spliced from 5 exons. Gene Ontology annotation, biological process: endocytosis; actin filament organization; actin cortical patch localization.
AUGAAGCGGUUUCUAGGUUCUCUGAGCAGACGUUCAAGCUCCAGCGACAGUGUCUCCGAACACCGCGAAGACUCCCCAGAAGCCAUUAUCACCAAAGAACUGACAGCCUUUUGCGAAUCCAAUGGGAAUGGCGCUGCGCGCGACACCCAAGGAACGGAAGUUGUGCAUCUCCCCAAAAUUGUCGAAAUAGCCGAAUCAAGCCCCAAUGCCGCCAAAGAAGCAGCCUUGCGCAUUCGCAAAUACCUCGCCGAUCCCGCAGGAACCCCAAACUCCACGCAGUACAAUGCCAUCAUGCUCACCCGCAUUCUGGUCGACAACCCAGGCCACACCUUUACGCGCAACUUCGACGCCAAAUUCGUGACGACAGUCAAAGAACUCCUCCGCGCAGGCCGCGACUGGCACGUCCAGAGCUAUCUCCGCCAGUACCUGGACACCCUAGAACAGCAGCGCUCAUGGGACGAGGACCUCAAACUGCUCCUGCAGAUGUGGGCGAAGGAGAAAACAAAGGCCUCCCGCGGACUGAUCGACCGCUUCCCCAUGAACUCCGGCAAUCCACCACCCGUCCCACCACGCCAAAGCCCAAAUCAAUACAGCCCACCCCACCAGACCCUCCCAAACCCAGAAGAACUUGCCGCCCGCAUCGCAGAAGCGCGCAACUCAGCAACGCUGCUGACCCAAUUUGUGCGCUCGACCCCGCCAAUAGAACUAGAAGACAACGACCUCGUCAAGGAGUUCCUCGACCGCUGCCGCACAGGCGCGCGCAUCAUCCAGGGCUUUAUCUACUCCCGAAACCCGCCGCCGGACGAGGACACGCUGCAAACCCUGAUUCAGGCGAACUCCGAGAUCACCGACGCCAUCUCCUUCCAGCAGCACGAGAUGCUGAAGGCCCGCAAGCUUCGGGGCUCUUCCUCCCCGAGCUCCUCUCAUGCUAAUAGUCCUGAUUCCGUGCCCGUUGCGUCCGGCGCCAAUCCUUCUCCUGUUCGGGGUCCCCAAAGUUCUGGUCCUGGGCCUGCGGAAUUGCCUAGUACGGUUAUGACGGGUGGUCGUGUGCCUGUCGCUCCUGCUGCCCCUCCUGCUGCCCCUGCCACUGCCACUGCUGCCCCCGUCCCUACCCCUACUGCCACCGCUACCACUGCUGCCGCUCCCUCGACUAGUCGCUAUGAGUAUAAUGCUGCGGAUUUCGAGGUUCGGAAUCCGUUUGCUGAUGACUAUGCUACCAAUGAGUCGUCGGGUGGGCAUCGGCAGGAUGGGACUGAUCGCGCGCGCUAG